CUCUUUCUCCAACCCAGAAGUCCUCCUCUCGCGCGGCGGCCGUCGUCGUCGCGCGCGGUCCCCCGCUGCAUGUUCCUCUGAAGCGGAGGGGCAGAGCGGGCUAGCUAGGACUCGCUGCCGUUCCCGCCUCUCCAGCCAUUCAUUCUUCCCCUACCGAAGGAGGAUGGAGGAAAAAAAGACGGCGAAGAACAACAUGAGGGAGCGCGGGAUCAUCUCGUCGUCGUCGGAGAGCGAGGUGGAGGAGGACGAAGUGGCUGUGACCGAGGAGCCCCCGCCGACGUGGGAAAAAGCGAGAGGCGUCGCUGGCGUCGGCGGGCGGAAGAGGCUGCUGACGAAGCAGCUGUCGAUGCGGGAGACGACGAGGGAGGCCAAGUGGGAGAAGCGAAGGCGGCAGAUCCUGCACCGGAGGCAGAUGGUGGACGGGGAGUCGUCCCCCAUCAACUGCGGCGGUGGGAGGCUGAGCAGGCUGGGCUCCAGGGUGAGAAGCCUCACGGACGAGGACUGGGACGAGCUGAUGGGCUCUAUCGAGCUCGGCUUCGGGUUCAAUGAAGAAGAUGGAGGUCACGAUCUUUGCGACACGCUGCCAGCUCUCGACCUCUACUUCGCCGUCAACCGCCAGCUCUCCGACCCCAGGCUCCGGUCCUCGCCGAGCCCUGCGUCCACUCCCACAGCUGCCACCUCCUCGGCGUCGACGGUCUGCGGCAGCCUGAGCCCGAGCAGCCCCCUCGAGCCCCACCAGCACUCGCAUUCUUCCCCCAGCGAGUCCUGGAAGAUCUGCAACCCAGGAGACAAUCCUCAGCAUGUGAAGACGAGGCUGAGGCACUGGGCACAGGCCGUGGCUUGUUCCGUGAGGCAAUCCAGCUCAUGAGCUUCCAAACAAAUACGACUUGCUCUUCCUGAGGAGAGGGGGGGAGGAGCUGAGGAGGAGAAAGGAGAGGCAGGACCGUUUUGUUUGACCUCAUAACGCGAACCAGCUAUUGUACAUAGCAUGACUUCUUCUUCUUCUUCUUCGCCCUCUUACCACUUCUGCUUGCUCUCUACUCUCUAGUCUCAACUACAUUUACUUCGUGUUUCUUCUUCUUUGUUCUACUUUGUCGUGUUUCUUCUUCUUUCUUCUACUCUCUCUGCCCACCGGCCACAAGUCUUCCUGGCAGGAGGAGAACGAGGGGAAUGACUGCAGGGAGAGCCACUCGUAGAGGCCGCCCACUAGGCCAUUGUCACUGCACCAAGGAAAGAUUAAUGUACGAUUGGGUAUAAGAAAGGGAGGGGAAGGAGAGAGAGAGAGAGGUGGCGUAGGAGGAGGUGGUGUUGUUGUCUCUACCAGGCAGUCAAAUCAAGGUCAUUGUGGUCCAGCGCAGCAGAAUAAUGGGGAAGAGGACGGGAGGUACGAACAAGCUAACAUUUGAUUUGAUUGGGGGGGACAAAACGUUCUUGGGCUGUUAUUUUUCUUGCUUAUUCUAAAUGUUACUGAACUUAUUUCUUAGAAUUAAUGCAGCUUACAUUCUUAAUCUUAUAUGU
Molecule: messenger RNA, 1518 nt
Organism: Phoenix dactylifera (date palm)
Lineage: Eukaryota; Viridiplantae; Streptophyta; Magnoliopsida; Arecales; Arecaceae
Source: RefSeq, a predicted model, not a curated record